UUGAAAGCUAAGAAUUUUCAAUAUUGGACGAAGAUCCUUUACAUAUAAAGUAGUGUUGCAGUCGCUGAAGCACACAGUAUCGGAGUUUAAAAGAGACAGCGCUAUAAUACACGUCAGUCUUUGUGUUAGAUAUAUCCCGUGUCUCUUAACAAUUAGAUAGUUGUCUCAUUAAAUGUUGUAUUGAUACAAAAAGAAUUAAGCAAACAUUUUUGAGUGUAUUUAACGAGAUACCUGGGAUGAAUACGUAGAAAGAGAGAUGAUAUAAACAUAAUAUUUCAGAGGGAACAAAACGUGCAAUCCCAACAUUUAUAAAAAUAAGGUAAAAUGAAGCCAACAAAGAUAAUAUUAUUAUCCUGUAUUUUUGCAAAGAUAUUUAUCAUUUCAAAUGUACAUGUAUAGACCUAAAAUCUCUCUGCAGUUGGAUUACUGAAAGGAUUUAUAUUCAUAAAUCAGUACCCACUGAAUAUCAUGGCAAAGGCAAAUAAUAUGACAGACAUAGACAAUCCAUCUGAUCCAGAUGGCUAUACUGUCGUUACAACAAAUACGUACAGCAUCGGAAAUACCACUAACCAUUCAAAUGGUACUGGAACAGCAUACGAAAGGAACGAAACACUUGCAAAAGCCGAAAUUGCUGUCCUUGGAACAAUAUUGUAUUUGGCACUUUUCGGAAACCUCAUCGUCAUUAUUGUACUUUUAUACAGAAAGAGAAAGUUAAGCAGGAUGCAAAUGUUUAUAAUACAUCUAGCAAUAGCGGAUAUUUCAGUAGCGUUGUUUCAAGUAUUGCCUCAACUAGUUAUGGAUAUUACUAACAGAUUUGAUGGAAAUAAUUUCUUGUGUAAACUCACAAAGUAUAUGCAAGUUGCAACUAUGUACAGUUCCACAUAUGUCUUAAUCAUGACCGCUCUCGAUCGGUAUAUGUCUAUUUGCCACCCUCUGACGUCACAAACAUGGACGACAAGGCGUGUGCAUCUUAUGGUUUUGAUCGCUUGGAUAUUGUCCGGGUUGUUCUCAAUACCGCAACUUAUCAUUUUUUCGUACGGUAAAAGUCCGUAUAAUGAGGCUUACGACUGUAUUGACAACUUUGAUUUCGAAAAUGCAUACUGGGAACUGCAAGCGUAUGUUCUAUGGAUUUUUGUGUCUGUUUACGCUAUUCCAUUUGUCAUAUUGACAGUAUGCUAUAGCAAAAUAUGUCAUGUUGUCUGGAUUAGUGUUAAUGCUAAGGAAAAUCACAGUAAUUCCGGGAAACAAAAGAAAUACUUGAAUAAAAGCGCAAGCAUACAAAGGGAAAUUAGAAAGCCUAGAGCACAUUCCAAAAAGAUGUCAAAGUCCAAAAUCAAAACAGUAAAACUGACUCUCACUGUUGUAUUAUGUUUCAUUAUAUGUUGGGCUCCAUUUUUCAUCACGCAAAUGUGGUCAGCUUUCGAUUUGAAUGCUCCGUAUUAUACAAGUCAUAUCAUGGCUAUCGCCACCUUGCUUGCGAGUCUCAACUCGUGCACAAAUCCAUGGAUAUAUUUGGCAUUCUCUGGAAGACUCUGCAAGCGCCAAAAACGACCAAGAUCAAAGACAACAUGGAUGUCAAGCGUAAACACGUAUACUACAGAAGCUGGAGAAACAAUGCGUAUGCGAAAAAUAACGUCAGACUCGACUUCAUUUACACGUUCUUUUGAUGACAAAGAUGUUUGCAAAGCAGCAGAUGACGUGUAGAUUUUGGUUAUAUGUUUUUGUUGCAGUUGUGUUGUGCAUAUGUGAAAAGCUUUCUAUGGUUACACUUUCCUUACGUUUGGACCAAUGACUCUUCAUCAGCUGUCUUAAGCAAAGGCAGAUAUAUUGCAUUUUACAUAUACAUCUUGCUAACCCAUUUGCUGAAAUAAACUAAAUCAUGUCCCA
Mercenaria mercenaria is the source of this 1887-nucleotide messenger RNA. Its product is annotated as annetocin receptor-like. Gene Ontology annotation, biological process: G protein-coupled receptor signaling pathway. Bases 469 to 1704 code for a protein of 411 amino acids. Gene Ontology annotation, cellular component: membrane. NCBI's taxonomy places the organism in Eukaryota, Metazoa, Mollusca, Bivalvia, Venerida, Veneridae. The transcript has 3 exons. Gene Ontology annotation, molecular function: vasopressin receptor activity; peptide binding. The record is from RefSeq and is a predicted model, not a curated record.